This is a messenger RNA of Branchiostoma floridae (Florida lancelet), 2112 nucleotides long. RefSeq lists its product as uncharacterized. The record is from RefSeq and is a predicted model, not a curated record. The coding region runs from base 1 to 2112 and encodes 703 amino acids. Gene Ontology annotation, biological process: multicellular organism development; protein phosphorylation; positive regulation of kinase activity. The transcript is spliced from 12 exons. Lineage: Eukaryota; Metazoa; Chordata; Leptocardii; Amphioxiformes; Branchiostomatidae. Gene Ontology annotation, cellular component: signaling receptor complex. Gene Ontology annotation, molecular function: transmembrane receptor protein tyrosine kinase activity; protein binding; ATP binding.
AUGAAAGACUUUCAAUGUGCAGCCUGUGGAUUUGGAACCUUUGGUACCAACUGUAGUGGAGUAUGUAACUGUGGUUCUGGAACCUGUGAUCCAUUUAGAGGAAACUGUACUGGUGGGAUCUGUGCUGCAGGAUGGGAGGGAGAGAAAUGCAGUCAAGCCUGUGGAUUUGGAACCUUUGGUGCCAGCUGCAGUGGAGUAUGUAACUGUGGUUCUGGAACCUGUGAUCCAUUUAGAGGAAACUGCACUGGUGGGAUCUGUGCUGCAGGAUGGGAGGGAGAGACAUGUAGCGCGGCAUGUGAUCUUGGAACAUUUGGACACAACUGCAAUGGGACUUGUCAUUGCGGAGAAGAUACCUGUGAUGUGACCACAGGACAAUGUCCAAGCAAUGCCUGUGGACCUGGAUGGCAGGGACCAAUAUGCCAACAACCAUGUGAGUCUGGCCAUUAUGGAGUAGAGUGCACCCAGACAUGUAAUUGUCGUCAGGAUGAAGACUGUGACCAUGUAACAGGGAUGUGUCCUUCUGGUUGUCCUCCUGACUGGGCUGGAGAAGCUUGCCAGUAUCGAAUUCCUCCAGCACCAAGGAGUGUCCUUGUGAGUAAUGUCACUGCAACCACUUCAACACUGGAAUGGACACAUUCUGAUACCGAACCAUAUGGAUAUAUCGUUCAGUAUCGUUUUUAUCCAUACCGAGCUGACGACCAGUGGCAGAACUCCAUUAUCAUACAUGGUGCAUUAACCACAUAUACCAUCCAGAAUCUCCAUCCAACAACAGAAUACAUUUACAAUGUCAUGGCCGUCAGUGGUGAUGGGAUCAUGAGCAAGAUACCAGAUAUCACAGUGCUCAUUCACAAGCGAUUCACCACAUUAGGUGCUACGCCUACAGCUCCACCAGCUGGAGGAAAUGAUGCCGGCUUGAGUGCUGGAUCAGUUGAUGAGGUUGAUGUAAGUGGACCUGACAGUGGACGGAGACAUCAACCAGAUGAACCUGAUUAUGCUGUCUAUGAUGAUCUAGAACAGGAGAACCUCACACCAAGUGGGUAUCUUGCACCACCUCCAGGACCUCCACUUCCACCACCUCCAGGACCUCCACUUCCACCAAGACAUCCUCUAUCCACAGGCUUUGACACCUAUGAGUACUCAACAUUUGCACAAAAUAUGCAAGUACCUGGCGGAUACUGGGAAAUCCCGUUAGAGUCACACUUAAAGGUUAAUGAGAACAGGAUUCUUGGGCAUGGACACUUUGGUAGAGUUUGUAAGGGAGAGCUGAAAAAGAGAGGAACAAAGUACCCAGUUGCUGUAAAAAUGUCAACAGCCUCAAAAGAGUCUAAAGAUGACUUUCUGAAGGAACUGUUUGUGGUGAGUCAGGUUGCCCAUGUAGGACAUCAUGAGAACAUUGUGAAGUUCAUGGGAGCUGUAACAAGCAUACCAGAGAACAUUUUGUUGGUGUACGAGUUUGCUGACAAAGGUGACCUGAAGAAGUGGCUUGAGGAUAUGGAGAACAUCCCUCUGAAUUAUCGUUCUCCAGAGAGUAUCAAUUGUCAAAUGCGGUACUCCAAUGACCCAACACCACUACAGAGAUUGCUUCACUUUGGAAUGGAUGUCUGCAAGGGAAUGAUGCACCUUACAAAAGCUAAGGUUAUCCAUGGUGACCUUGCUGCCAGGAAUGUCUUGCUAUUUUCUAAGGGGAAGGACAUAACUGCCAAGGUCACAGAUUUUGGUCUGGCUGAGGACUUGUACUUGAAAGAAGAGGCAGCCAGCAAACAGGAAGAAGCAUAUUCUAUCACCAAUGUAUGUCUUUAUCUUUCACAUUGCCUCAAAGAAAUCACAAUGCAAAUUGUGAUGCUAGCCAGAAUUGGUAUGAGCAAUUAUGUUGAAGCAAACACCCUUGACAACUGUCUGGAAGACAACUUUCAUUGUGGUCCAUUUGAAUAUUUAUUGCAGAAUGUUAUUUCUAUCUUCCUGCAGACUGUUUUUCCUAUCAAAUGGGCAUCUCCUGAAGUUCUAAUGGCAGGACAGUUUACAGCAAAAAGUGAUGUCUGGUCCUUUGGGAUUCUACUAUGGGAAAUCUUUACUUUUGGUGAGUUAAAGCUCAGUUCUAACCUUGUGAAAUAA